This is a messenger RNA of Cyphellophora europaea CBS 101466, 987 nucleotides long. RefSeq lists its product as uncharacterized. Gene Ontology annotation, cellular component: oligosaccharyltransferase complex. NCBI's taxonomy places the organism in Eukaryota, Fungi, Ascomycota, Eurotiomycetes, Chaetothyriales, Cyphellophoraceae. The record is from RefSeq and is a predicted model, not a curated record. The coding region runs from base 1 to 987 and encodes 328 amino acids. The transcript has 2 exons.
AUGCGGCUGCUGAACCUCAUCACUCUUGCGCUGGUGCCUCUCACAGCCCUCGCAGCCAAAAAGUCCUCUCCCUUCGCUUCACCUUUCGACACCUUCGUUUCAAAGCCGUUCCCUGUGGAAAUCGAUGAACACUCUUACGAAACCCUCACUGCGGUGCCCCGCGAUCAUUAUACCGCAGUCCUCCUGACAGCCCGACCCGCCAAAUAUGCCUGCGCGCUCUGUCGCGAAUUUGAUCCAGAAUGGAAGAUCCUCGCCUCAUCCUGGCAGAAGGCCGACAAGAAGGGCUCCUCGCGCGUCCUCUUCACAACCCUUGACUUCGACAACGGCCGCAAUGUCUUCAUGAAGCUGCAGCUGCAGACCGCACCCGUGCUGUUCCUCUUUCCGCCCACCACUGGGCCCCACGCUGCAUCAUCCGGGCAACCCCUGCGGAUGGACUUCCUGGGCUCUCAGUCCGCCGAGAGCACACACGCCUGGCUGCUCCGCCAGCUGCCAUCGGACCCGGAGACACCAUAUCCGGCUCUCAAACGGCCAGUCAACUACACACGCAUCGUCGUCAGCAUCACGAUCUUGAUUGGGAUGUUCACAUUCGGCACAGUGGCGUACCCGUACGUCCUGCCCGUUAUUCGGUCGCGCAACCUGUGGGCUGCGGUCAGCCUGAUCACGAUCCUGCUCUUCACGAGCGGACACAUGUUCAACCACAUCCGGAAGGUGCCAUAUGUGACGGGGAGCAAAGGAAAGAUUGUGUAUUUUGCGGGCGGCUUUCAGAACCAGUACGGAAUGGAGACACAGAUCGUGGCGGCCAUGUACGCCAUCCUAGCCUUCGCAACGAUCGCCCUGGGCCUAAAGGUGCCGCGCAUGACGGACCCGCGGAUGCAGCAAAUUGCCUGCAUCAUCUGGGCAAGCGUUGUCCUUGGAAUGUACAGCUUCCUGAUGAGCGUCUUCCGCAUCAAGAACGGGGGCUAUCCAUUCUGGUUGCCCCCCUUCUAG